Molecule: messenger RNA, 2312 nt
Organism: Cadophora gregata
Lineage: Eukaryota; Fungi; Ascomycota; Leotiomycetes; Helotiales; Ploettnerulaceae
Exons: 7
Coding region: 120-2090 (656 amino acids)
Biological process (GO): nucleotide catabolic process
Cellular component (GO): cytosol
Molecular function (GO): hydrolase activity
Source: RefSeq, a predicted model, not a curated record
UGGCCUCAUAUUUUCCCUCAUUGUUUCAUUCUCUUUCCGAUCUUUGUUCAGCGCAUCCCAGGGCCUUGUCAAGUUCUUCGAAACCACAGUUCCGGAAUCACACCUUCUCACAGGACAACAUGAAGCCAGCCACAUUACUCAAUCUGGCAGCCAUCUUAAACACUGCCAUUGCUUGCGACGCAUGCUAUGGGCCAUCUUCUACAGUUCUUCAUGAACGCCUAGUUCGUCGCAUUCAGCCCGGAUCUAACACCACCGUUGCCGAGCCCCGUGGGCCGUUGGAAUGGGGAGAGCUCAAUUUCUUGCACACGACUGACACACAUGGAUGGUUGGAAGGGCAUCUGAAGGAGGUAACCUACUCUGCUGAUUGGGGCGACUUCGUCUCCUUCUCGAAACAUUUGAAGCAUAAGGCUGGCCGUCUUGGUGUUGACUUGCUUAUUAUUGACACAGGUGACCUUCAUGAUGGUACAGGUUUCAGCGACACCACCGCCCCAAACGGAGUCUUCUCAAACCCAAUUCAUUCAGAGAUUGAUUAUGAUGCGUUGUCGAUCGGUAAUCACGAAUUGUAUGCCAGCGAGAUUGCGUAUGAACACUUCUACAACUACAGCAAGUUCUGGGGCGAGAAGUACGUAACCAGCAAUGUUCAAAUCAUCAAUCCUGCAACAUCACAAUUGGAGUAUGUCAGUUCGAAAUACCGAUACUUCACAACAAAGCACGGCAUUCGAAUCAUGACUUUUGGCGUUAUUUUUGACUUUACUGGGAAUUCAAACGUUUCAAAAGUCAUCAGGGCUGCUGAUAUGGUCAAAGAGCAGUGGUUCAUGGAUGCAGUCAACUUCGUUGAACCUAUUGAUCUAUUCCUCCUCAUUGGGCACAAUCCCAUUCGGACCACCGAUCCUGUGAGCAGUUGGCCCAUUGUUUACAACACAAUCAGAAAUGCUCGACCUACGAUCCCCAUUCAGAUCUUUGGUGGCCACACGCAUAUUCGGGAUUUCGAGGUCUACGAUGACAGAAGCACUGGAUUUGAAGCAGGUCGAUACUGCGAGACUUUGGGCUGGUUCUCUAUGAGCGGCUUGAACUCUUCGACGUAUACUGGGAUAAGUAAACCUCGAAAUGUUCCCAACCCGGCGCGCAAAGCCACCAGUAAUUCGACUUCUGGCCUCGUGUACUCUCGAAGAUACCUUGACUGGAAUCGAAGGACGUUCGAAUACCAUGCAGCAAGCUCUCAAUCAGGUUCCUUUGAAUAUCAUAGUGGGAGUCGUGUCACUGGAGUCAUCACCGAUCUUCGAAAGAAUCUCAACAUCACAUACCUGUUCGGCUGUGCUCCAGACACAUACUGCAUUUCAUGUCAGCCAAUUGAAUCCCCACGAAAUGUCUAUAAUCUUAUUGCAAGGGCGAUGGGUGACAUUGUGAUCAACCCCAGCAGGUCUUUAACCGCUCGCUUUAUCAUCAUUAACACAGGAGGUGUUCGAUUCGAUCUAGUUAAGGGUCCGUUUACUAUAGAUGAUUCUAUCAUUGUCGCUGCGUUCUCGAACGCAUUCAAAUACCUCCCAAGCGUACCUUAUGCGAUGGCGAAAACUGUCCUCGACAGUCUAAAUGCUCAACCUGGUCCUGCCAGACGAGAUUCCUCUGGCGUCACUUGGGGCGCCAUGCCAGAAAUGCGACAUUCCUGUCAGAAUCCAACAAUUGCUUUGGUCUCCGGAACCACCGAGAAGAGGAACCUAGGCAUUAGUCUGCGCCAGCGAGUUGUCACCCCAGGCUAUACAACAGUUGAUGACUUUGGUACCGAUGGAGAUGACACGCCCCAUUCGGCAAUCCCUGAAUACCCAAUCCCCAAAUAUAUCCAAGGCAUUGGAUCUUUACCUGUCGACGGAUCUAUACCGGAUGUCGUUGAUGUGAUCUUCCUGGACUAUUUUGCGGCGAAGGUAGUCGGAAUUUUGAGAGAUCUUGGCGCCAACUACACCCUAAAUGAUGUCAAUUUCUACCUUGACAGCACCUUCUCAGUUCAGAAGACUAUGAUUGAGUACGCAAAGAAAAACUGGCAAGCGAACAUGCCAUCUUGCCCGGUUGGAGCUGGAGUUGGAAGCAAGGUUUGACUGUGGGAGGAGUGAGAAGGAUUUUUAGUCGUCUCUUGAAUGUCGGUAGUUUAUCUGUUGCCGCCUCUCCAAAGUAUGAUGCAUUACGUACUCCUGACUUUGUUGUAUUCUAUACAUCGAUUUACAUGCAGCUAAUCCAACCACACCAAGCCUGUUUUCAACCUGAAACUCGGCUGUGUAAUGAUGCUUUCGUAAGCCAGAUAUCAUUGGUAUCAACCCUUG